Messenger RNA from Nematolebias whitei (Rio pearlfish), 1547 nucleotides. Its product is annotated as somatostatin receptor type 2. NCBI's taxonomy places the organism in Eukaryota, Metazoa, Chordata, Actinopteri, Cyprinodontiformes, Rivulidae. Bases 1 to 987 code for a protein of 328 amino acids. The record is from RefSeq and is a predicted model, not a curated record. Gene Ontology annotation, cellular component: neuron projection; membrane. The transcript has 4 exons. Gene Ontology annotation, biological process: cellular response to estradiol stimulus; neuropeptide signaling pathway; cellular response to glucocorticoid stimulus. Gene Ontology annotation, molecular function: neuropeptide binding; somatostatin receptor activity.
AUGGCUAUUCUCUAUUUGGUGGUCUGCAUCAUGGGAGUGGCAGGGAAUUCUCUUGUCAUCGUAGCUAUUUUGAAACUGGAUAAAAUGUCAUCUUCCACAACAGUCUACAUUUUCAAUCUGGCUCUGGCUGAUGGACUCUUCAUGAUCGGCCUCCCCUUUAUCGCAAGCCAGAACAUUCAGAGCCAGUGGGUGUUUGGAGAUGCUGUGUGCAAAGUGGUCAUGACUGCAGACUCUCUCAAUCAAUUUACCAGCAUCUUCUGUCUCAUGGUGAUGAGCAUCGAUCGAUACCUGGCUGUAGUCCACCCCAUCAGGUCCACAAAAUGGCGGAAGCCCUUCAUAGCCAAACUAAUUAACCUGACAGUGUGGGGCGUGUCGCUGCUGGUCAUCUUACCAACUAUGAUUUUCAGUGGACUGGACAAAGUGCCAGUGUGUGGGAUAGUGUGGCCCGAGCCCCAGGACAUCUACUACAAAGCUUUUAUCUUCUACACCUUCUUCGUUGGAUUCUUCCUUCCCCUGGCGGUGAUAUGUCUCUGCUACCUGCUCAUUAUAAUCAAGGUGAAAUCUUCUGGAAUGCGUGUUUGUUCCUCGAAGCGCAAACGUUCGGAGCGUAAGGUGACCCGCAUGGUGUCCAUUGUGGUGGCGGUAUUCGUUCUGUGCUGGCUGCCCUUCUACAUCUUCAACGUCACCUCCGUCACCAGCUCCAUAAAGCCCACCUCCGUCGUGAAGAGCACCUUCGACUUUGUGGUGGUGCUCGGCUACGCCAACAGCUGCGCCAACCCCAUCCUGUAUGCCUUCCUGUCGAACAACUUCAAGAAGAGCUUUCAGAACGUCCUGUGCUUGAAAAAGGUCACGGGCCUGGAUGAGAUCGAGCGCAGCGACAGCAGGGCGGACAGGAGCAGGAUGGUUAACGAAGCCAUGAUCACCAACGCCAACCUGGAGACUCACGAUGCUGCCCUGCUCAACGGCGAGCUGCAGACCAGCAUUUGAGGGUGAAGCAGGGACAUUCACGGGAUAAAGAUAAACUAAACUACAAGGCACUGCUUAAGCAAGUGCUCAGAAAUGCAGUGGUAGAUCGAUGACGUAAUGGGUGCUCGUGGACACAAGUAAAGUCUGAAGGAAAAACUGUUUCCUGAAGGUUUUCAGAAGUCAGGGGAAGGGCAUUGACUCCAGCUAAUGGGUUACUGAGUCAACCUCAACAUGGUAACCCUGAAUUAGAGCAAGCACAUGUAUAUUUUACCCCUUGGCUUGUGUUGAAACCAAACAUUUUUAAGGAACAUCUUGUCACUGAGCGACUAUUGAACCAAGAGGUUGACUCAUAUAGUCGACUGUUGAAGACCUGUCCAGGAGAGCGGUGAACAACACCAACCGCCAUCUUUGCUCAACAUGAUGGAUGCAUUCGUAGAGAGAUCCAGCACUGACUUUCCUGGACAUAGAAGAACCGCAGAGGAAAACUUUAUUUCCCUGUGGCCUUUCAAUGGAGCAGAUCUGAAACGAUGACCCAAAGAUGAAGUGUCACUGCAUGAUUAGUUUGGUUGUACUUUAUCUUA